GUGGGUCAAUAUAUGUAUGAUUAGUUAUCCCAUUAUAUGCAUUUUAAUUGCAAAAAUUAGAGUUCAUCCAUGAUUGACCUUUUCCAGGUAUUUGUAAGCUCUUAACAAUACUCUUUUUCUUUAAUGUUUCAAAUUUUGCUUGAUAAUGUUCCUUAUUUUUACCUGUGCUGAGCCAAGCUAUGGAACUGCAUAUGUGAGGAAUGGUAUUUAACAGGUGUACCUGGUACAUUGUUUUAAGAGUAAUUUAAUGUGAAAGGUAGCCUGUUUUCAUUGCCCAUCUCUGUUUGUUCAUCUAGGAUAAAAUGAAUCUUGCAUUUGUAGCACUAUCAUCAUAUGGGCCUAUUUUUCUAAAAAAAAAACCCUGUAGACUUUUACCAGAGUUACUAAGAUAAAUCUGCAAUAGUGAGUUUCCACAUAUGGAUUUGAUUUAUUUGCUGCAGCCUCUACUCCCAUAUUUUCUGGGCUGAAGUUAAAAUUCCAGUUCAAAAACAUGGCAUUUUCACCCUUUAUGCCUUUAGUCAGUACAUGAAUCAUAUCUAUUCUUUUAUUAUUCAUAUGUCCUUUGUUUCUGAAUGUUUUUGUUAUGUUUAUUAUCUUCUAAAGCAAUAGUAUUUGUGCUUAAAAAUAUGUGCAGUGUUUUUAUCCAGAACCAAAAAUACGGUUUGUAUCAGGCAUAGUAAUGCAUUUCUUUCUGGCGAGAGUCUCCUGAAAGAAGCUGCAUGUUCUCCUGGGCUGUCAUGGAGCCACACAAUUGAACCUGCUGUACCUGUUCACUAUAAUAAAGAGCCACUGGCUUGGUAACACAACAUGUUUGGUUUUGUUUCUCAAAACUAUGUUUAAAUGAUUAUUGAAUUACACUAGCUUGCUUGGUUUAAAUGAUUAUUGAAUUAUACUUUUUGUAUUCUAAAGUAAUAGAAAUUACAGUAUUUCCAAAUAAAAUGACUAAAGCUUGAGAAGAAUUAAAAUAUUGGGAGUAUUUUUUAAAAAGCAGGAUAAAUUGUUGAAUGACAUCUGAACAUAAAUACAGGAAAUGAUAUGCAAGGAUGUGAGCACAAUGGGUUGAUUGUUUAGAUGCAAAACCAAGCAUCUUAAGCAACAGUCUGGUGCAAAUAUUUACACUGCAUCCAUAAUAUCAAUAUACCUAGAAUCCAAAACAAGGCUGCAGUGUGAUAAAUUGUUGCUUGCCUUGGUUUAUACAAACAAAUGGAGAAAGGUUUUUAAAAUACCAUAUAUAGCUGUCUGUACAGGGCUUCAGAUUGAAAUAAGUUCAAAGACUGAAUACUUGGAUAGCUCUACUAAAAACUUUUUUGAAGGAUGAUGCUCAGUUGUAUAAGGCAGCUAUGCAGUCCCAGGAAAAGACAGUUUUAAAGAAAUGCAGUCCUGUACUAUAUUUGUACCUUCAAACCCAAAGUACUGCAGAGCUUUAUCCUACAUUACCUAAAUUGUAUUAUUUAUUGAGUACUUGGUUAUAUAAUAAUUGUCCAUAGAAAAGAUAGAGUAGGAAGCUGUUUUCAUAGAUACAUAAGGCUAGAGGGAGCCAUUUAGAUAAAAAUUCAAACUCUUGUUUUGUGCAGUAAUUCCAAUUAAUAUAUGGAUUACAAAUGUUUAUCCAAACCUACAUACAUGCACUGAGCAAAGAAUGAAAAUUGACUCAAAUUGUUAUAAUGGUAGGACUUCUGUCCUAACAGUCAAAGAAUUCUGUUUUUCUUUAGCUUAAAUAUGUUAUGCCUUGUCCUAAAAUCUGAAAUAACAGGAGACAGAUUGACCUCUUAUGUGACAUUUUUAAGGUACUGCACCUGCUCCCCACCCCCCUUUCCCCCCGUCCUCUCAAGACAAAACUUUAAAAAGUUCUUUCUUAGUUUCCAGGCUUGGAAAAGUUUUCAUUUUCUGUUUCAAAUUUACUCCACUUUGCCUGAGUCCUCUUUAAAAUUAGGAAUGAAGAACUAAAUGAUUUGGAAAUUAAUACAGUGAAAAUUACUAUUUCCUUCUUUGUUACUGUAUUACACAGCUGUUUUUAAAAGCAUUUGUAUGUAUGUGUAUUUAUAUUUGUAUACACAUACAAACAUAUACAUAUACAGUACAUAUAUACAUACUUGCAAGCCAAAAAUGAAUUAGAGGUAUGAGGGGAUUACACAAUUUAUUGUUUCAUUAAUAGGAUUGUACCUUUUCAGUAUGGGGUGGAAUAUAUUUAAUUUUAAUUGGAUGUGACAUUUAACAUAAGGUGCCCGGAGAGAACCUCUCUGGAGAGGAGAGGAUUAGUUAACAUUACCCUACUAGAGGGUUAAAUCUUUUGUUAUUUCAAUUAUAACAGUGCUGUAGUCAUUUUUGUUAUAUCAUUUUAAUAAAAUGGAAGAAAAUACCUGUUGGCUGUUUCUGAGAAAUGCUAUAGGUAUGUUAUAGGUAGACAAACUAGGACAUUUCAGGGACAAAAUAUAAAUUUUAUUUUUCCUGCACAAGCUAAGAAUGUCUGUCAUAUCGAUGUGCUUAGGCUGUGGAAUGUCGAAAACUAAGAGGUAUAGUAUUCCUUCAGUAAUUUCAUUUUAUAUGUGAUCUCUAAUUGUGAUUUUAUCAAAAUACUGAGGAAGUAGACCUAUUCAGAAUGAUUUUCUUUCUAUAACUGAACAUUUGAAACAUAGUUUAUAUGUAUAUUAUAUAUGCCCUAAUUUGUCAGUUAUGUAUGAUUUCCUUAUAGCUUUUCCAAAAUGUAGCUUUUCCUUUAAACGAUUGUGCUCGUUUUAUGUGUACAUUUAAGUUAUCUUUAAUUCAACAAAUUCUUUAUAUUACACUAAAGUAGAAAUAGUAGCUUCAUACACUAUUUGAUCUGUUUCAUGGUGGUUAAAAAAAUAAAAGGCAGUUUAAGAUUGAAAAAUAUUAACACAGUUACGGUAUUUGUUUGCACAUUACAUAGUUGAUAUGAAAAAUCAUUUUUAUAAAAGCUCAUCGGGCAUUAGGAAAAUAGUAGGGAGCAAUGAUUAUCUUAUUCAGAAUAUGCACAGGAUAAUUACAUGUUGCAUCAUACAAUGUGAUAAUUGCUCAGUGUUCUUUUAAAAAAAAAAUAUUAUGGUUGGUCUCACAGUGAGACAUGCUGGCAUUUUUAUUAUUACAAGUAGAAAGAUGGCUGAAGAGCAGCUUUAAUGGCUGGAUCCUGUGCAUGGUGCAGUCUUGCUUAAGUACUACCAUUCCAGAUUUUUAAUUCUCCUCAAAUUUGCUUAUAAUCCUAUAUAGCGUUUCAAGCCAGGCAAAGAGGAGAAUGGAGACCAGGAAAAUAGGAACCAAGAAAGCCCCUUAAAUGCCAUUAUUACAGAAUGGAAGCAUCAUGCCUGGAGCUUGCCUUGGAAGGGGAACGUUUAUGUAAAGCAGGGGAUUGUCGAGCUGGAGUAUCUUUCUUUGAAGCUGCAGUUCAGGUUGGAACAGAAGACUUAAAAACACUCAGUGCUAUUUAUAGCCAGUUGGGCAAUGCCUAUUUCUACUUGCAUGAAUAUGCAAAAGCUUUGGAAUAUCAUCAUCAUGAUUUAACUCUUGCAAGAACAAUUGGGGAUCAACUAGGAGAAGCUAAAGCUAGUGGCAACUUGGGAAAUACCUUAAAGGUCCUUGGGAACUUUGAAGAAGCAAUUGUUUGCUGUCAGAGGCACCUUGAUAUUUCGAGAGAUCUAGGUGAUAAGGUGGGAGAAGCAAGAGCUUUGUAUAAUCUUGGAAACGUGUAUCACUCCAAAGGGAAAAGUGUUGCCUGUGCAGGUACCCAUGAUCCAGGGGAAUUUCCAGAUGAUGUUAAAACUGCCUUGAGGAAAGCUGCAGAUUAUUAUCAGGAAAACUUGACAAUUGUAACAGAAUUGGGGGAUAGAGCUGCCCAAGGACGUGCCUAUGGAAACUUGGGAAAUACACAUUAUCUUCUGGGCAACUUUCAAAGUGCUGUUACUGCCCAUGAACAGCGCCUUUUGAUUGCAAAAGAAUUUGGUGAUAGAGCUGCAGAAAGAAGAGCCUACAGUAAUCUUGGAAAUGCCUUUAUUUUCCUGGGAGAAUUUGAAACUGCUGCUGAAUAUUAUAAAAAAACAUUACAGCUUGCAAGGCAGCUUAAAGAUAGGGCUGUGGAAGCACAGGCGUGUUACAGCCUUGGAAAUACCUAUACCUUACUUCAGGAUUAUGAGAAGGCCAUAGAUUAUCAUCUGAAACAUUUAGCAAUUGCUGAAGAACUAAACGACAGAAUUGGUGAAGGAAGAGCAUGCUGGAGUUUAGGGAAUGCAUGCACAGCUUUGGGGAACCAUGAUCAAGCUAUGCAUUAUGCAGAAAAGCACUUAGAUAUUUCAAGAGAGGUUGGAGAUAAGACUGGAGAAUUAACAGCUAAACUUAACCUCUCAGAUCUUCAAAUGGUACUUGGUCUUAGUUUCAGCACAAACAACUCAAUGACUGAAAAUCAGAUUCCAGAUUAUAACUUGAAUGGCACUAGACAAAGGUUAGGACGUCGCCACAGUAUGGAAAAAUUGGAACUUAUGAAACUAACACCUGAGAAGGUUCAGGAUUGGAACAGUGAAAUUCUAGCUAAACAGAAACCAUUGGUUCCCAAACCUUCAGCAAAACUGCACUUUGUAAAUCGAUUGAAAGGGAAAAAAUACAAAAAUAUUACUUCUUCUAAAGUUCUUCAGGAUACUAGUAACUCUAUUGACCAUCGACUAAAUUCACAGAAGAAAAUCAGUUUAGAAGUCCCUGGAGACGAAGGAUUUUUUGACUUGUUGAGCCGAUUUCAGAGCAACCGAAUGGAUGACCAGCGAUAUUGUUUCCAGGACAGGAACAGACUGACAGUGAUGACUUCUGCCACACCAUCCAGAAUUAUGCAAAGAUCCUUUUCUGCUUCAGUGCUCUCUCCACAUACAGAUGAAUUUUUAGAUAUGCUUGCUAGUUCUCAGAGUAGACGUUUAGAUGAUCAGCGAGCCAGUGCUAGCAAUUUACCUGGACUUCGUUUUAAUCAGCAUAAUAGUCAGUCAGUCCUUGGUCACCUGAUGGCCAGCAAGAACAGUGAACCAGAUGAUGACUUCUUUGAUAUAUUAAUAAAAUGCCAGGGCUCUCGAUUAGAUGACCAGAGAUGUGAACCACCACCAAACAUUCCAAAAGGGCCAACUGUUCCUGAUGAAGAUUUCUUCAGCCUUAUUUUGAGAUCGCAGGGGAAAAGAAUGGAUGAACAGAGAGUCUUUCCACCAUCACCCUCCCCCAGCUAUGCCACCGAAGUCAUUUUGGAAGACCCUCCAAAGAAAUUGGAUAAAUUCCAGAGAAAUUGCAUUUAAAUCAACUUGAAUGGU
Molecule: messenger RNA, 5291 nt
Organism: Ahaetulla prasina
Lineage: Eukaryota; Metazoa; Chordata; Lepidosauria; Squamata; Colubridae
Gene: GPSM2
Product: G protein signaling modulator 2
Exons: 16
Coding region: 3306-5276 (656 amino acids)
Molecular function (GO): protein binding; GTPase regulator activity
Source: RefSeq, a predicted model, not a curated record